UUAAUUCAACCUAGCGGAUUGGUCACUAAAAACCAGCUCACUCACAUUUCAUUUCAUACUUCAAGCAACUUCAAGUUCAUUUCAUGACGGAACGUGAUAAUGUCCAAUAAGUGGGUACUUGAGAAUAAUGUGGCUGGCAAUGCUUCUAGCUUUAAGGCCACAGACACAGUGAUACAGAUAGCUCAGACCCAUAAACCAAAACCUGACCUGAAUGGCCUGGUGUUUGGGACGGUCUUUACUGACCACAUGCUGACCAUUGAGUGGAGUCUUGAGGAAGGCUGGCAGAAGCCACACAUCCAGACUUUUGGGAACCUGUCCAUACACCCAGGCUGUUCUUCCCUGCAUUACGCUGUACAGCUUUUUGAGGGUAUGAAGGCGUACCGGGGGCCAGAUAACAAAGUGCGUCUCUUCAGACCCAUGAUAAACAUGAAGCGGAUGCUGAAGUCCGCCCACAGGGCCUGUCUGCCUAGUUUUGAUUGUGCGGAGUUAUUGGAGUGCAUCAGGAAGUUGGUGGAGGUGGAUCAGGAUUGGGUUCCUCACUCAGACUCUGCCAGUUUGUACAUCCGUCCCACCUUCCUUGGCACAGAGCCCACCCUUGGUGUCAAGAAGCCCAACAAGGCAUUGCUUUUUGUCAUUCUUAGUCCCGUGGGCUCAUACUUUAGCACCGGUGCUAAACCAGUGUCUCUGUGGGCCGACUCCAAAUACAUCAGAGCUUGGAGAGGAGGGACAGGAGACUGUAAGAUGGGAGGGAACUAUGGGGCAUCUAUCUAUGCCCAGUAUGAGGCAGUGGAUUACGGCUGUCAGCAGGUUCUGUGGCUGUACGGGGAUGACCAUCAGAUCACAGAGGUCGGCACCAUGAACCUUUUCCUCUACUGGAUCAAUGAGAGAGGAGAGGAGGAGCUUGCAACACCACCUUUAGAUGGCAUUAUUUUGCCGGGCGUUACACGACUAAGCAUCCUAGAACUUACACGCAAAUGGGGUGAGUUCAAAGUAUCCGAGCGCUAUUUGACCAUGGCCGACCUGCGGCAGGCUCUGGAGGAAAACCGAGUGAGGGAGAUGUUUGGUUCUGGAACCGCUUGUGUUGUUAGUCCAGUUGGCAGGAUCUUGUAUCAGGGAGAGAAUCUCCAUAUUCCAUGUGAAGGAAGCUUUCCUCCACUUGCCUCCAGACUGCUAAAAGAGCUCACAGAUAUUCAGUAUGGACGGACGCCCAGUGACUGGUCUUGUAUUGUAUAAAGACACCUCAACUAUGUCAACAUGCACAAGCUCUUCAACUUAUUUAAAACAACUUUAUUUGUGGCUCCAAAGAAUAAGUUUCUUGCCAUGUUUAUGUAUGUUUUGUUUUUUACCAAGUUUACCAGCAAACUGAAUCCUAGUCUAGCAAUAACAUGUUGCUCUUUAGCAUACUAAACCCCUCAGAUGACUCCUUUGGGUCAUAUUUUAUUCAACAGAAACCAGCAGAGCAGAAUAGGUGACUAUUUCAUUAAAAUGAUCUUAUGAUAUUGCUGUUAUAUAUAUUUACAUUUACAUUUACAUUUAUUCAUUUAUUAGACGCUUUUAUCCAAAGCGACUUACAGAUGAGGACAGUGGAAGCAAUCAAAAACAACAAAAAGAGCAAUGAUAUAUAAGUGCUAUAACAAGUCUCAGUUAGGAUAACACAGUACACGUAGCAUGGGAUUUUAAAUAAUAUAGUAUAAAGAAAACAGAAUAAAAUAAGAAUAGAGCAAGCUAGUGUUAGAGGUCUUUACACAUACACACACACACACACACAUACAAUUGUAUAAUUAAUAAAAAUAAAAUAGAACAUAAAAAGAUUAGAGAAGUAGUUAGAUUUUUUUUAAAGAGUAGAAUUAGAAUAGUGGGUGUUAAAGUUAUGUGAGAUAUUUGCUCACUGUAUAGUUAGAUUAAACUUUUAGUGGAACUAUAAAUUAACUUUAUUGUUGAUGCCUAUAAUAAUAUGUGAUUACUGUCAUAUUGCACAAGUUUUUUGAACAUAUGAAAGACAUUUACAAAUAUUUAAGGUACAGUAGUAUGUUGUGGGUACAACUUUUUUCUGUGCAUUUAAAUGUUAUAACAUUUAGAAAGAACAUGUUAAUGUUUAACAUCUAAAAAACAAUGUUAAUGUUGUAAUGUUUACUUUCAGCUGAUAAUGGUGGUUACAAAUGUUUUUUUUUUUAAUCUUCCAUUCCAAGCGCACAAUUUCAGAGUUGACAUGGAGAUCCUUUUUGCACCCAAAGAGAACCUUAAAAUAUAUUUGUUUAAAGAAGUUUGUACAAUUGAACUGAUCCGUUAUUUCUUGUAGACAUUUGUUGCUAGGAAUAAGACUAGAACCGUUUUAAAAGCACAAAUAUAUACUAUAGCUAUAGAGAUGUGUAAUACUAUUAUUGUUAAUUGCCAAAGUAUUUUAGUGAUGUUCUGAGUAUUUUGUGAUGUGAUUCAAUAAAUAAAUGCAUUUUUAAAAACAA
This is a messenger RNA of Carassius gibelio (silver crucian carp), 2462 nucleotides long. RefSeq names its product branched-chain-amino-acid aminotransferase, cytosolic. The record is from RefSeq and is a predicted model, not a curated record. Gene Ontology annotation, cellular component: mitochondrion. NCBI's taxonomy places the organism in Eukaryota, Metazoa, Chordata, Actinopteri, Cypriniformes, Cyprinidae. Gene Ontology annotation, molecular function: branched-chain-amino-acid:2-oxoglutarate transaminase activity. Gene Ontology annotation, biological process: L-leucine biosynthetic process; L-valine biosynthetic process. The transcript has 11 exons. The coding region runs from base 100 to 1233 and encodes 377 amino acids.